Molecule: messenger RNA, 636 nt
Organism: Schistosoma turkestanicum
Lineage: Eukaryota; Metazoa; Platyhelminthes; Trematoda; Strigeidida; Schistosomatidae
Source: the annotation of a GenBank genome assembly
AGAAUCUGAAUUGAAAAAUUCCGGAAAUACAGGAGAUACUCGAUCGGAUGCAAAUACACGAACUCGUUGGAAAAGUGGUGGUUUAACAAGUAUCGACAAUCCAUUUGUUUCACGUUUAGGCAACAUGUCUUCAGCAUUAGCACCAGGUGUAGCAGCUUUAAAUCAAGCUUCAACAACAUUAUCAAUACGUUGUGGUUUAUGCACAAAACCAUUAUGUGCCAGUGAAACAACUCAACAAUUAACUGGGCAUACUGGUUGGGCUUGUUCACGUCAUGCAACAUCAUUCGAUCCAGCGACUAUAACUUGUGCACUUUGUCAUCUGGUUGUACGUGGUCUAUUUGUUUGUUGUAGAGGUUGUAGUCAUGGUGGUCAUUUGGAUCAUAUGCAGGCAUGGAUUAUGAAAAGAUCAGAAUGUCCAACUGGUUGUGGUCAUCGGUGUAGAUAUGAUUGACGAAAUAGAUGAAACUCUCUAUCUCUCUUUCUUAUCCUUCUUUUCAUUAUGUAUGUACAUUUUGCCAAAAUAUUAAUGAUUCAAUACACUUUUUUUUCUUUAUUACCCUUUUUUAUAAUUUUUAUAUGCUUAUUGAUCUAGUUUUAUCUUAUUUUUUAUACAAAUACAAUAAUUUUGAUAAGACA